This is a messenger RNA of Monodelphis domestica (gray short-tailed opossum), 3319 nucleotides long. Lineage: Eukaryota; Metazoa; Chordata; Mammalia; Didelphimorphia; Didelphidae. The record is from RefSeq and is a predicted model, not a curated record.
AGUAGGAGGCAGCUGGAUGGCUUAGUGGAUUGAGAGCCAGGCCUAGAGAUGGGAGGUCCUGGGUUCAGAUGUGGCCUCAAGACACUUCCUAGCUGGGUGACCCUGGACAAGUCAUUUAACCUCAUUGCCUAGCCCUUAUCGAUCUUCUAUCCUGGAGGGAAUACACAGUAUUGACUCCAAGACAGAAGAUAAUGGUUUAAAAAAAUAGAGUAAUGAGGAUACAAACAUAAUGAGGAUACAAAAAAUAAAAUGGGAUCUGAAAAUAUAGAUUACAAAUCCCCAUGUGAGGGAGCAACAUGUUGGUCAACAUAACUGAAUUGUAGAGUAUAUGGUUAAGUAGACUAGAAAGAUAAGAAGGGGUCAGAUAGUGAAGUGCCAAGAAAGACCAUUUUAUAUUUGAUCAUGAGGGUAAUAACCACUAUCUUUUAUUGUGUAGGAGGCCAACAUGGUCAAACCUGCAAUUUAUGAUGAAAUUAUUUUGUCAGCUGAGUACAGGAUGGAUUGUAUUGGGGAAAGACUUAAGGCAGGAAGACUGACUAGUCUACUAUAGUAAUAUUCCAGGCAACGGUAAUGAAAGCAUAUAAUAGUAUAAAAAAGGAGUUCCUCCCAAUCCAUUAUUUUCUGUAGGAAUAAAAGCAGAUUUGUGGGUGAUACCUUGAUUGGCCCAAAAAGUCAUUCCUGUUAAUAGCAUGUGAACAAUAAGAUAAUGGCUAGGUGGCAUAAAUCUAUUUUUAUGUUGACUUUAGGGUUUGUUUUCUGAGUGGAAAGAAUAAAACUUUUAGCUGAUGUCUGGUAAAUUAGGUCCAAAAGUGAGCUGCCUCAUGCUAACUGAGGCUUACUAGAUGAACAGAGCUACUCAAUGCAACCUGGAAAAGAGUAGUAUCAGUAAGGAAUUACUAAACCACCUGGGGAAAAUUGUUGCAUUGACCACUUGGUAUUACUGACUUCAUAGGCAGGAGCUUUGAAAAAAGCAAAAUUAAAACUCCUCUCUCAUGUCAGCAUUUGAGCAGAAAUUCCCAGUGUAUCAACAAAAUGAAAUACAUAAUGUGAAGUGAAUAUUGAAAUUGAAGAAACUCUUUAAGAGUAGACCCUAACCUGCUAAACAGUAUUCUAUAUAUUUGGUUUAUGGAAAGCCUCUGGGCUUUGGAUGGGGGUCAGCUUUAAGUUAAGAGUGGUUGACUAUGUUGUCCAUUUUAUAAUUUAUCACACCUUUUCCACUGUCUUGGGAUUUUGUAGAGGGAAUUCUUUGUUCGGGAUAGGUGAGAUUAGAUGGCCUUUGAAAGUUUAUUCCUUCUCUUUGUCGCUGAAUCAUUUUUCAGCCCUUUCCAACUCUGAGACCCCAUUUGGGAUUUUCUUGGUAGAAACACUGGAAGUAGCUUGCCAUUUCCUCCUCCAUUUUAUUUUACAGAUGAGGAAACUGAGACAAACAGGAUUAAGUGACUUACCCAGGAUCACAUACACUGCUAUAGUAAAUGUCCAAGGUGUAAUUUGAACUCUGGUCUUCCUGAUUUUAUGACCAGCACUCUAUCCAAUAGGCCAACUGAUAUUACUGCCUCUGGUAAUCUGUUGGAUUGGAGCCUUAAUUUCUGGAAUGUUUGCUAAUAAUUUAGUCACUUAGAACUGUCAGAGUACACAGAAGUUGAGGAAUUGGCUCAGUCACAAUUAGUAUUUGUCAAAGGCAAGACUUAAGUCAGUCAUCCUGAUGGUCUUUUCUCAGUCUCCUCAUUCUUAACUUCAUUGUGGCAUUUGAUACUGUUGACUACCCAUCUCUUCCUGAACAAUCUUUUUCCUCUGGAUUUUCAUGAUAGCAUUCUUAGUUCUUUUUUAUCUGUCUUGCAAUUCCUUCACUUUCCAUCAUCUAUAUCUUACCCCUUCACUGUAGAUAUUCCCCAAGUCUCUGUAGACUUUCUUGUCUUCCUACGCUCUCAUUUAAUGUCCUCAUUAGCUUCUCUACAGAAAACCAAGAUCUAUAUAUCUGGGCCCUAGUCUUUCUCCUGAGUUCUAGUUGCAUAGACAUCUCAAACAUACCCCACCACCACCACCCUUCCCCCUUUUUAUUUUCCUUUAUUCCAUCACCUCCGAGUUAUUCUUCACUCCUCACUCCACAGUGUCUCUGAACCCUUAUCUCCACUCACUUUCCUCCUUCAUCUAGACUGUUAUGAAUGGUAGCUUAAUGCUCUGUUACUCUCUCAGUCCCGUCUCUCACCUCCCCAACCUAUUACAUUGCUCUGCCAAAGUGAUUUUCUUAAAAGUGCACAUAGAACUAUCUCACUCCCUUACUCAACAGAUACCCUGGUUUCAUUAUUAUAUCCAGAAUCCAGUAUUAAAAUUCCUGCAGGCUGUAGUCUAGCCAUACUAAGUAGUCUUUUUUUAUUUAUUUCCCUCACACUCUCUCUUUGGAGUUUUGCACGGCCUAUCCCCUAAAUUUGAACUUAGUCACCCUCUUUUCUCUUCCAAAUCUUUCUUUUAAAAACUGCCUGAGGCUGCUCCCACGUGGAGAGCGAGCGGGCGGGCGGCCGGGGCGGGGCCGGCGCCACUGCGACCAUGAGGCUGCCCAACAUCCUGCUUACGGGUACACCAGGGGUUGGAAAGACCACACUCGGUAAAGAACUUGCAUCAAGAACAGGACUGAAAUACGUUAAUGUGGGUGAUUUAGCACAAGAAGGACAGUUAUAUGAUGGAUUUGAUGAAGAAUAUGUAUAUCCCAUUUUGGAUGAAGACAGAGUAGUUGAUGAGUUAGAAAAUAAAAUGAAAGAAGGUGGAGUUAUCGUUGAUUACCAUGGCUGUGACUUCUUCCCCGAACGAUGGUUUCAUAUAGUUUUUGUACUUCAAACAGAUAAUUCUGUAUUAUAUACAAGACUUGAAAAGAGGGGAUACAGUAUAAAGAAACUACAGGACAAUGUUCAGUGUGAAAUUUUCCAAAUUCUUUAUGAAGAAGCCAUGGCCUCCUACAAGCCUGAAAUAGUACACCGGCUGCCCAGCAAUGUACCAGAAGAACUAGAGAGUAAUUUAGAUCAGAUAAUUAAAUGGAUUGAGGAGUGGAUAAAAGAUAAUAAUUGAACCUUGAGGGGAAAGCAUGGAUUCUCGAGGCUUUCCACAUAAUGGUUACAGAUUUUCUUGAUGAUCUCUCCCUCCCUAUACAAUAGAAAUUAAGACAACAUACACCGGAUUUUACUAUCCAAGAUUGUGUUGUGGAAGUAACAGGUGGGCAAAAUAUAAGGUUGAGUUAUGGCUGAAUUAAUUUUUUUUUUCUCCAUGAGAAAACUGAAAACCCUGAAAUAAAUGAAUACGGCAUUAAGGACUUUUUAAGUUUAGGAAA